Messenger RNA from Formica exsecta, 8294 nucleotides. RefSeq names its product histone deacetylase 4 (gene HDAC4). The coding region runs from base 724 to 3981 and encodes 1085 amino acids. Lineage: Eukaryota; Metazoa; Arthropoda; Insecta; Hymenoptera; Formicidae. Gene Ontology annotation, biological process: negative regulation of transcription by RNA polymerase II; chromatin organization. The record is from RefSeq and is a predicted model, not a curated record. Gene Ontology annotation, cellular component: histone deacetylase complex. Gene Ontology annotation, molecular function: histone deacetylase activity. The transcript is spliced from 18 exons.
UGUAGUUCGCUCUUGUCUGUCGUGCGACGCGUUUCCUCGCUGCUGCUACGGUUGCCGUUCGUUUCGCGCCCGUCGACGCGACCUUCGUUUCGCGUAACAGCAGCCACUAGCGCGUCGUCUCUCGGGUGUAGUAACGACGUAGCGUACGCCGUCCGGGCAACCGCGGUGCGCGUAUUGCGUCUCGGUGUGUGCUGUCAUAGUCUAUGACAGUUCGCGUCGUUUUACGCGGUGUGAUCGUUCGUGUGUGAGACGACAGAGCGUGUGCGAAAAGUCAAGUAACUCCGAGGGGGAGAAAGAGAGAGAGAGAGAGAGAGAGAGGACGGAGAACGUUGAACGCGGUCGGUAGUGUAAUUCGAGUCUUUCGUGUCCGUCUGUCGCCUUUCUUCUCCAUCGCGAUCUCCAUCCUUCUCGCAAUUGGGAAUUACGUAGUGGAAGAGACGGAAAAUACGACGAACAUCGCGUAAGAGAUCAUCUCUUGGACAUACGAAAAAAGUGAUAGAGAGCGACGAACACAGAGAAAAUCUCGCCGAUAAGACGAGUUGGUGGUUAUAAAUUAUUUAUCUUUUGGAAAACAUGAAUCCGUGUGUCGUGACGAUAAAAUAAUCGCGGUGUUUACGUUUGCGAGUGUGAGAACUGGUGUUAAGUCGGGGAGAAAUCCGGAUGGUGCUUCGCAGUGGAUACUAAAUAUCUCAGUGGAUAUACUACUACUUAAGAGUGUAGCAUAUGGCCCUGGACUAUGGUACUACCAUUUACAAUAUGCACCACACGAAUCAACUAGAAGACGUGGGCUACAGAAGUGUCGAGAUCACGUCCGCCUUCACGCAUUUGCCUCAAAAGGAGAUGGCCAGGGAUACGCCGGGCUCACCGAUGCCGCGACCGCGAGAUUUGGGCGCCGGCGGCGGGGGAGGCGCGGCAACGGCCACCCUGACUUCCGGCGCUUAUCAUGCCGCAGCCGCCGAUACCGCCAGCCUGCACGGCCACGCGCUGCAGCAGAAGAUACUCGAGCUACAGCAGCACCAUCAGAUUCAACAACAGCUCCUCCGGCAGCAAUAUCAGGCCCAAGAACGACAAUUGGCUGAACUGCACGAGCAACAGAUGCAUCAACUCAAGGUGAGUCUAAUCUUAAAGACUCAUACUUCACAUCUCUGGGAACAGCAGAAGCAACUGGAAGAGAGACGAGAAAAGGAGAGGCUGGAGGCUCUCAGGAAGAAGGACAAACACGAUCACAGUGCGAAUGCAUCCACCGAAGUCAAGCAACGCCUUCAGAGCUUCCUGGUGAACAAGAAGCAGAGAGAGGCAGCCGCCGCGGCGAACGGAGCUGUACCUGGUACACCCGGAUACAGGAGCUGGCUUCAACCACAAUCGGAAUCAUCCAGCACCACGAAUGCGGCGCAUCCAUAUCGAAUGCCGCAGAUGCUCCAGGAGAAGUUCGGUGACGAUUUCCCGCUUAGGAAGACAGCCUCGGAGCCGAACCUGCUGAAGGUGCGACUAAAACAGCGCGUGGAGAGGAACAUGGCAGCAUCGAGAAACUCACCCCUGAUGGCACGUCGGAAGGACCGCCUGCUAUCGCAUCUCAAGCGGAAGUCGUUACUAGCAAAUUCUGGCAGCAAUCCCGAAUCCGGGCCUAACUCUCCCCCGACUGUGAACAAUUCUCAAGCCAGUCCCACCGCUGGAAGCAACACGGCGAUACAAGAAGAAGGUGAGAGCCCUGCAUACGGAGGACGUCUUACUAGUAGUAGUCAACAAGGCAGUCUUUCGGAUCUUUCGCUCUUUAGUUCACCGUCCAUGCCUAACAUCUCGUUGGGUAGACCCCACGUACAGUCGAGCUCAUCGAGUGGGACGAAAUUGGCACCGGUUUCGGAAGCGGAAGUGCGCGCCGCGUUCACGGCACGUCUCGGGAUGCCGCUCACCGGUCAGAUGCUGCAUGGCACUUUACCAUUCUAUCCGUCCUUGACGGUCAUCGAAGGCGAGCCAACGUACAUCCAUAAGCAGAUCCAGCAGAAUUUGCAGGAGCAAGGAGCGCCACCGCCGUCCGCGGCAGCGGUAGCCGGCAGUAGGCAGCAUUCGGCGGCGGCUGCGGCAGCAGUGUAUCACACCGCGACGCCGAUCACGGAUACACAAGUAGCGCACGCGAGACUGCAUAAGGCUGGUCACCGGCCUUUAGGUAGUAGAACCCAAUCCGCGCCACUGCCCUUGGGUCAUCCAAUGCUGCAGGGCGGAAUAAUAGCGCCGACUACUCAUUACGAGGAAUAUCUUGCGGAGAAGCAGUUACAUGAUCAACAGCAGGCACACAACUAUCUGAAGCAACAGAUCCGUCAGACGGUGCUGACGCGAGUGGGCUCGCGUGGCCAGGCCAAUCAACUGGACGAGGCGCCGGAGACCGAAGAGUCCGAGGUGAUAGAUCUCACGGGCAAGAAAGAUCAUCCGGAAGAGAGCGAGAUCUCAAAACAACAGAGGGACCGCGAACAGUUUUUGCAACAACAGAGGGAUCUCAUGAUGAGACAUACAUUGCAAACGAACGAGUCAACCGUCUACGCCGCAAGUAGGACCUCUCAAUCGGCCAGGCCACUCUCGAGAGCGCUUUCGAGUCCUCUAGUACAUUUAGGUCCUCAGGGCAGCAGUGGCGAUAUGUUCGGGCGAGGUUCUCCGCACCGACCCACUACUGGAUUAGCAUACGAUCCGCUGAUGCUGAAACACGCAUGUGUCUGUGGCGAGACGGUCAGAGGUCAUCCUGAACAUGGUGGUCGAUUACAAAGCGUGUGGGCCAGACUCUCGGAAACGGGCUUGUUGCAGCGUUGUGACCGAGUACGCUCGCGCAAAGCUACUCUCGAAGAGAUCCAAACAUGCCACAGUGAGGCGCAUGCGCUCUUAUUUGGAACGAAUCCGUUGAAUCGACAAAAACUGGACAUGUCCAAAUUGUCGCAAUUGCCUAUCAAAAGCUUCGUCCGACUUCCUUGCGGCGGAGUUGGCGUUGAUUCUGACACAACGUGGAACGAAUUCAAUACCGCGCCCGCCGCUCGAAUGGCUGUAGGAUGCGUCGUCGAUCUUGCGUUUAAGACAGCGAUGGGCGAUAUUAAGAACGGCUUCGCCGUAGUGAGGCCACCCGGGCAUCAUGCAGAGACUAAUCAGGCCAUGGGUUUCUGCUUCUUCAAUUCAGUGGCGAUUGCGGCGAGGCUGCUUCAGCAGAAACUCGACGUUAGAAAAAUUCUAAUCUUAGAUUGGGACGUUCAUCAUGGGAACGGCACCCAGCAGAUGUUUUACGACGAUCCGCGAGUGCUGUACCUGUCGAUACACAGACACGACGACGGUAACUUCUUCCCUGGAACCGGCGGGCCCACCGAAUGCGGCGCUGGCGAGGGUCUCGGCUAUAACGUGAACGUGGCGUGGUCCGGUGGCCUGAACCCGCCCAUGGGUGAUGCGGAGUAUCUCGCAGCGUUCCGCACGAUCGUCAUGCCGAUCGCCAAGGAGUUUGAUCCGGACAUCGUGAUCGUCUCGGCCGGCUUCGACGCAGCCGUGGGCCAUCCAGCGCCGUUGGGCGGUUACAAGGUCAGCCCAGCGUGUUUUGGCAGGAUGACGCAGCAGUUACUUAAUCUAGCUGACGGCAAAGUCGUCCUCGCCCUGGAAGGUGGCUACGAUUUGGCGGCGAUUUGCGAUUCGGCACAGGAAUGCGUCCGGGCGUUGCUCGGCGACGAGCCUAGUCCACUUCGAGACGAAGAACUCGCAAGGAUUCCCUGUCAAAACGCCAUCGACACGCUGCAGAAAACCAUCGCCAUUCAGAUGUCACAUUGGCCUUGCGUAAAACUCGCUGCUCAUACAGUAGCAAUGAGCGCGAUAGAAGCGAGCCAAAAAGAACACGACGAGACGGAAACAGUGUCUGCGAUGGCCUCUCUAUCUAUGCAGCAGCCUACAAACCUCACAACCACGCCAGAACAUUCCCGAGAGGUUUCCGAGGAGCCAAUGGAGCAGGACGAGGCCAAAUGAGACGCGUGAAGAUUAUUCUGCUAAAUAUAGAAAGCAUAAUUCAUUGUACGAAACUGUGUAAAUGCUCUUUGGGAUGAUUAGAAGCGCAUUUCUCAGUGCAAAUAGAGGGACUAUUGUCGCGCACGGCUACUGUGACAGGCGCACGGUCAGCCGGAAAUCACUUGCGGGAACUUGAUCGAAGUGUAAACUCAUGCACAGUCCCAAGUUUACAAUUUUUAGUUUAUUUCAGGAAAAGGCGCAAUAGUUGGAUAAAUAACGGCCAAGUAAUAAGGAAGAAGUGAUCUGUAAAAAUUUCGAGAGAUCAAUGACAAUUUGCGAUGAUGCAUCGCAAGCUUACGGAUGGAUCUCCUAUUCUUUUUUCUUGUGCUAACGAAGACAAAAAGUUGUUUACGAGUCUUGCAAAUGUUUCUAUUGUUCUUCGCGCGUUUGAAGCGCAAAAAUGUUGUACAAUUAGCAUACGGAUGACGAAUUGUAUUUGCCGUUCCAUAGAGAGACUUUUUUUAUUGUGGAACGCAUGGUUUGUAAUCUUUUUAAUGAAUUAACGCUAUUAAUAUCGUUGAAAUGAACUCGAACGCGCUAAAAACAGCUUUCGCCCACCAAUUGGAUAUCGCUUGGCAAAUUUUCGAUCCCAGUGUCUUAUCGACGAACAACGAAUGAUUUCGAGAAUCUGAUAUCGAGUAAAAACCGGAAUGCAGACAUUUUGCAAUGUUAUUAGCAAAAACUAUUUUUCUCUGGACAGUUCCAUUUGAAAAAAGAUCUUUAGAUCAAGCGCAUCGUCGUAACUCGGUGGGAGAAAAUAAAUUGUGAAUACACACAUUCUCUUCGAAAAUCAACAUUACAAACAUCCACCAAUACUUUGUUGAAUCGUUAUCGAUGUAUAACGAAGCGUCGAACUUUCUUACAGCUGUAUAAAACAGUCUGAUGCAUCGUGUUGCCUUGGAUAAUUCGCAGGAAGAAUUAAUAUUCAUGAUAAUUCAUCAUAUAUAUUUUUGAAUGCUAAUUGCGAUCUUGGGCGUCUGCUUAGAACAGAACUUUUAACGAAUCGUAUUUUAAACGAAACAUUCAGGGAGAUAAGUACAGGGAAUUUGAAAAAAAACUGUGUUAACCCAACAAAUGCGUAUCUCGAAUCGUAGAGAUUCCUUUUGUAUAUUGCGCCUAUCGUUACACGAAAGACAACACGCGGCAGGGACACAUAUAGAUAAUACAUACAUUAAUCAUGAAGAAUGUAUGAUUUUUCGAUACGAACAAUCGCAUCUUUUCGUGACUUUCGAGCGUCGACAACGUAAAUGUCUUUAUUUGCAAACAAAUUCGUUUUUAAAAUAGGAAUAUAUUUCCCCCCUUUUUACAAAUUAAAGUUAAACGGAAAGAGCAAGCUUAAUGAUAAGGAAACAAUUUACAUGUAAUCACGAGAGAUUGCUAUUCUCUUUGAGAUUCUCUUCGUAGUGAUUCGAAGAGACCUCCUAUUGAGAAUAUAUAUUUGUUGUAAAAAAUUAUAAGAGUUAAAAAACAAAAGAAAAAGCAACACAUUGUUGAAUAUAAUUCUACGUCGAGCGCUUUUUGAAUAAACUAAGAUGCUAACGGGUCAUAAGAUGCGCGGAAGAGAAGUACCAGACUAUCGUGCACAGAAGGAGAAAUGUUCUCCGAAUUUUCAGAAAUUUUCGCAUGUACGUCAGGUCUCUCUUGGAAGAGUACCUACCAUACAAUAUAAUUGGACAAACGUGUAUUUAUAAAAGAUAGUAGCGUUAGAUGUGUAUUUUCGCCGCGAUCUAUACAUUCGUUGGAAACGCGUGCGCGUAUCGUGCUGGUCACUGGCGCUUUAUUGUUUUUCAUCGUCCGCGAUUCGCUUUCCCUGUUCUUCGAGCAUUUUGGAGUACGAGCUUGUAAAAACUGCCUGCCAGUUGCGCGAGCAUUUCUUUCGAAACGAGGCGACAAUUCGUGAUACGUGAUAAAAACGAAAAAGAAAACACAGUUGAUGUCUAUAUCCUAAGAUCCGAUAUUAUGUCGUAUGCGCGACUAUACGCAAAUGUAUAUGUGUGACGGCACGUGCGAACAUUGAAACAUGAAAAACUAAGAUCACUCGCCGUAUCAUGCCGAGAUCCUGGGAGUUGCCAUGGCGUUUCUCGACGCAAAUUACUUCACCAUAUUCGAUUAUAUUCGGCUGUUAUCAGAUGAUACAGUUGUCAAGAACAAUAAUCUUUAAAUCCUUUUGCUACAGAGAAGAGUUAUAAGAUUAUCCAAUAUAAAAAAAAAAGUUUCAUCCAAAUUGUAGUUUCACUACAAUUAGUUAUAUUUAUAGAUGUAACAAAAUUUGACUCAAAUUUAUAUUUCGUAAUUCAGAUAAUUUGAUUCGCUCAAGCUUUGAUUCGCAAGCAAUUAAUUGUCUGCACUGGAUUAAUAGAAAUUAAUAAAACAGCAUGUUUAUCAAACGUAAUACGCAUUGAUUAAGAUAUUUGAAGAUAUUUAAAAUAAAUUGAGAGAAGGAUUUUAACAUUUCGUUUCUUCUCUUUGAAAUUCCCAAUGCAAUACAUGUUCGAAAUUUAUAAGUAUUUACUGUAUAAAAUUUAUCGUCUGUCUCUGCUAUUACGCGAAUCACUGCCAAAGAUAAUUAUAUGAUAUGGUACAUGUUUCUCCAUGAGCACGUGCAGUUGCAUUAAUACAAUGUUAAAAUAUAUGUUGUUAAUGUUAUCAAGUGCGAGAGGCGCAGAACGAAUCGAGAGGGUAUCGUUCUGACAAGAUUUCAACAACUUGGUUUCUUGCUGCGAACACAAAGGCUGGUGUGAUUUUUGUGAUAUUUUGUAAAAAUAAAAAAGAAGCUAAGCUAUAUACGGUUAAUUAAAAGUAUACGUCGCGGAGAUGCCUGUAUGUGUGUGUAUGUAGGAAAAGCAGAGGUAAAUAUAAUUCACAGAUACAAGCAUUUAUUUUUGUGUCAUGCAUUUUACGAAGAAAAGGAUAAAAAAAGAAACAAAGAUGAAAAUAUAAGAGAACAAAUCUAUUGAUAAACGAAUUACACGAGAAUGCAUAUAUUAUAUAUAUCGUUUGUCAUGUAAGAAAUAAAAAGAUAUAUACAUAUAUCUUAUAUAAUUCUAUAUAUAUUAAAAUAUACCGACAUAUAUGUACAUUGUAUAUCCGUGUAUCGCAAGAAUCUCAAGUGUCUGUUACAUGUUUGUCCCGAUAAAAAAAAAUUCACUGAGGAAACGUUGCGUGUAUAAAAAUCGUGACUCGAUGUAUAUUAAAUAUAAAUAUAUAUACGAGUCCAGCCUAUGUGUGUGUAUACAAUAAAUUAACAAGAAAGAAAGAGAGAGAAAAGGAAGAAUGUUAAGAAUGAUUCGCAGCACACACCAGUCUAUCAUUAAGACAGUAAAUGACUCUAUUGUAAUAUUAUGGAAGAUAAUUUUAAGCAGAGAGAGAGAGAUGUGCAUAUUUCUCUUGCUUAUCAUUUAAGAGCGAUUUGUGGUCGUUAGCGUCACCCGUGAUUAUCAGUCGAGCCCUUUUUGAAGUUUACGAAAAGAUAUCGUGGGCCUACAAAUCCUAGUUAACGUUCUUCAUCGCGAUAUUCCUGUCCCUGAUUUGUUCAUCUCGUUUCUUCAUUGAUCCCUUUAUUGUUCGAUCUAAGCGAUUAAAAUAUCCGAAAGACACGAAGAGAUUCGUACUCGUAUUCUACAUUUCAUAUUAAAUGUGACUGUAAAUCUGAAUUUUCUUUUAUACAAAGAUUAUAGUACAAUUAUGUCUUAGAAUCAAUAUUGUUUUUGGGGAGCUAAAUGUAAAAUGUGAAUACACAGGAUAAAAUCUUACAAAUGUUUCGUUUAAAUUUUCGAGCUUCUAUUCAUAUUUCGUAUCUAACAUUAAAUACGAUGGCUUAUAAUAUCAACACACACCACACAUAUAAUAUUUUCUUAUUUAAAAUAAAACCCAAAUUUAGAUUGUCGCGUUUAAAAAAUAAUAUGGAGUACGAAUACGGAUCUUAAUAUUUUAAACUGUUGUAUUGCUUAGAUAGAAUCGGCACGUGAUUGACGUGUUUUGCGCGACUUUUGUUUGGAGCGAAAAGGAGAAAGAGAGAGAAAACUUACGACAUUCCGGUAUCACCAUUCAUAGCAAGUUGAUACAAAUUAUAUGUAAAUGAGCUAUAAGUUCUUAUCCGAAAGCGCCGAGUAUAAAUGUGAAUUUUAACAGAGCUCUACUGUUACGUUAUUACACACAUGCACGAAUAUAUUGUCUAUAUUGCAUAAGCUUAAUGUAAUAGUCAUAAAUUUUUUAUGUAUAUAAAUGUACCUCGUAAACUAAUUUUAAAUAAAAAGUAUAGUCAUUGUGUUAAC